AAAAAACCCGAUUCUUGCGAUGAACAAUCCGCCGUCAUACGCCCAGCCGCCAGCCUAUGCGUACACGUCGUCGGGAAGUAUCCAAGUGCAGACCACCGUCAUGUCCUCCUCGACUACAUUUGCCAUCUCACGCACAAGUUCCGCGACAUCGAUUUCCUCAUUGAAACCUCCGUCCGAUGUCAAGCUCUUCGAGAGCGCAAAGGAUCGACGAAUGUACGAAGACAUGUCUGAUCUAUAUGCGAUCAUCAAGACAACCGAACACCUUGAGACUGCAUACGUCCGUGAUGCGAUCUCCCCCGACGAGUACACGGAAGCAUGUACCAAGUUGAUUUCUCAGUACAAGACGGCGGAAACGGCACUGCGAAACGCGGGGCACCUCGUGUCGAUCGACGCGUUCCUCUCGCAUUAUCGGUUGGACUGUCCGCGUGCCGUGGAGAGACUCGUGCGUCUCGGCGUGCCCGCGACCGUCGUGCACAACACGACCAGUACGAGUGUCGACGCGGUGAACGUCGCGCAGACGGUAAGUCGAAGCUUCCUCUGCUCGUCAUGCAAACGUCCUUCUAGGUGCAACACUUCAUCACCCUCAGCGACGCCCUCAAGAUGAACAUCCGUGCUGUGGACGAGGUGCAGCCGCUCCUAAGCGAGUCCAUGGGCUCCCUCACGAAGGUCAAGGGUCUCCCGCCGACGUUUGACGGUCUCAUGAAGCUGGAGCAAUGGUUGCGUGUCCUCAAUGCGAUGCGGGCGUCCGACGAACUCGACGAAGACCAGACUCGCCAAUUGAGUUUUGACCUCGAGCAGGCAUAUACAGGGUUUAUGAGUUUUUUAAACAAGAGCGGCUAAAACUGCGGGUUUUGACCACGUUUUAUG
This is a messenger RNA of Aphanomyces astaci, 867 nucleotides long. RefSeq lists its product as hypothetical. The record is from RefSeq and is a predicted model, not a curated record. Gene Ontology annotation, molecular function: protein-containing complex binding. Lineage: Eukaryota; Oomycota; Saprolegniomycetes; Saprolegniales; Verrucalvaceae. The coding region runs from base 20 to 604 and encodes 194 amino acids. Gene Ontology annotation, cellular component: ESCRT I complex. Gene Ontology annotation, biological process: protein transport to vacuole involved in ubiquitin-dependent protein catabolic process via the multivesicular body sorting pathway. The transcript has 4 exons.